AUGGCAAGUCAGUACCAGUCGCUCACUCCUUCGAUAACUGAUGAACCGCUGUCAUGGCUCCAUGUGGAUGAGUGUGAGGCUGGAACGGCCAUUUCCCGCGCAGAGAUUGAAAGCAUGUCACCGAAGGAUUUCGUGGAUGCGGCACCCUUGAUAUCCACUCACUGGCAAUGCUCACCUGGCGAAUUUGCUUUCGUCGAGGCCUUGACAGGAGCAGCCACAAUGAGCCACAAUUUGCAUCAGCAGCGUGACCAAGAUCCACCCGAAGACCCGAGCCAGAACCUGUACGUGCCGCUUCCAAUGGAUGACGAGGUUCUUGAUGUGCGGCUUGAGAAACAAGAUGCUGCAGGCAUGUGUCAGUCUAAGCUUUGCUCCAACCGCCUAGCCAACCUGUGCCACCUCCGAUUCGUCCGGCCAGGCGACGAGCUGGACGCUCCGCAUGCUGAAGAGGGCGAUGACGAGAUGAGUCUCCUCCAUGAGGACAGCCCGGUACAGGAUCUAGACCUUCGGGGCAAUGGUUUGACGCGCGAAGAGGAUGAAGCGGCUACGUGCAAGUCGCUGCGCUUGCGGCCAAGUGCAUCUCUUGAGUCUCUUGAGUCUAUCACGCUCCUGGGAGACCUGCAACACGUUGCAACACAGGCCGCUGAUGACGAUCCAUUUGGUGACGACGAUGAAGAGGAUCCAGCCGAUGAGGCGUAUGCCAAGGAGGCACUGCUGGCCAGUGGCGGCCAGCAUGCUCAUUCUGUAUUCGAGACAAGCUUUGCUCGAAUGGAUGACGGCUGUUACCUCAACUCUUGUGUAGCCGAUUGUGGAAAUGCGAAUCAGCACAACUUCCCUUGCAUUCUGGAUCCUGAAGCCCUUUUGGCCAGGCUGUCUCCGAACACUGCAAAGGUUGGCCACAAGACGAUUUACCAUUGCACUUGCACAGUCAGUGACGCAGUCUCCGUCAUGCUAGUCCGGCUGGUGGCAUUCGCAGGCUUCUCAGCAGCGGCGCGUGCCGUAGAGCCUACGUUCGCCUGGGAUGGCUUGCGCGAUGGCUUGAUAGCCUGGCAAUCAUUCGGGUUUGACACUGAUUUCACUUUUGAAGUUGCAAAUGGCAGUCGCAUCCUCUUCAGGUAUCCGUCGAAAUUUCGAAAUGUUCAGCCUGAUCAGCUCUCAGACAUCACGAACGUGUUGGAGCAUCGCGUGGACAUUCGCAUCCGUGGCAACAGGAGCGACCUGUUGCGACAAGUCUCCGUGCCCGUGGUUCUUGCAAUCCUUGACGGCAAGGACCCAUCAAAAACUGCUGGACCAGGCAGUGUGGGCAGGUCCCAGUUGCUCUCGCAAGGAGGAGGGGUGACGCUUCCGGCGCUGGUGUCUCUGGUGACGGGCAGCGAGGCAGAUGGUUGGCAGCUUCUGCGGGAUGGCCUGGAUGCAUGGGCAUCUCUUGGCUGGGAUAAAGACUUUUCCUUCAAUGUUGGCGCGGCAAAUGGAUCUCUCUUCACAUACACCAAAGGUACGACAAACAUGCGCAAGCGCUUGCGUGGGGCCAGCCUGUCCAAAUGGCCGGCUGCGCUGGCGAUAGCUGGCCUCGUGGCGGAUGGUACGAUGUCUUUCGACGACAAAGCCAACAAAUACUUGGAUUGGUGGUCGCAAGACCCUGAUGAUCCCAGAAGCCGAAUAACCUUGAGACAUCUCAUGACCUUCCAAUCCGGUUACACCAAAGAUCCCAAGCUCUUCUGCAGCUUCAAUCCGUGGGCCGAUUUCCUUUCAUGCGCAAGGCGCCUGUAUGAGGCAGCCAGUUUGACAAGCCCACCAGGAGAGACAUGGGCCUAUAUCUCGAUCCACCUCCAGCUUGCAGCAGCGAUGGCCGUUGUAGCUUCCGGCCUCCGACCUGACAUGCUCUUUCAGAAGUACCUCUACAACCCCUUAGGCAUGAACUCGACCACCUGGACACCUUCAAGGAAUCCUCAGUUCGCAUCUGGCAUGACUACGACGGGCUCAGACUUUGAGAAAAUGCUGCGGCAGCUGCUGACCUACGAAUUUAUUGGAAAGGAGGUUUUGUCAGACAUGGAGAAGGACUGGUCUGCGCCACCUGUGUCUCCAUGUGGUGACGGAUGGUUUGGACACUAUGGAAUGGGCCACUGGUUUGACUGCAUGGGUUAUGGAUCUGGCCACAGCGAGGGAUCAUCGGCACCGCUUUCAGAACUCUGCCUUCAGGAAGCAGUUCAAGCAGGCCCCGGAGCCUACGGCUACUUCCCGCUGCUUGACCGGCGACGAGGCUUCUACAUGCAGAUCGUUCUGGCGGAGGACUCCAAGUGCCGCAGCGAGAUCCCAGAGUACCUCCGUAUAAUUGCAAAGCCCGUUGUGGAUGCACUUGUGCUGGGCGAGUCAAUUUCAAGUGUGCGGCUGCUCCAGAGCAAUGGUGGCUUACUUUUGCGUGAGCUGGCAGACAUUCGCAAAUCUUUGCCGCCUCAUUGCUGGCCAUUUCCUAUUGCAAAUUCCUUGGUGAUCUAG
Molecule: messenger RNA, 2493 nt
Organism: Symbiodinium natans
Lineage: Eukaryota; Dinophyceae; Suessiales; Symbiodiniaceae
Source: the annotation of a GenBank genome assembly